Molecule: messenger RNA, 3359 nt
Organism: Annulohypoxylon truncatum
Lineage: Eukaryota; Fungi; Ascomycota; Sordariomycetes; Xylariales; Hypoxylaceae
Exons: 7
Coding region: 182-2719 (845 amino acids)
Source: RefSeq, a predicted model, not a curated record
CCACGGUCUCAACGUGUUCACUGUAGGUAGCUACUGCUUCCGAGGCAUAGGUGCCCAGAUAGAGUUUACUUCUGCUGCUCCUGACGUCUACAGUUGCGACACGACAAACCAGCAAUCUCUCAUAGUAACAAAGUAUUUCAUCUAUGGAGCCGAUUACUCGGAUUUUACAUGGUGAACCAUCAUGAGUCCCCGCAAGCGUGCAAAACCGAAUCCCUCUGUCAAAGAGAAUAGUGAUGUUAGCUUGCCUGCAACUUUGCGAUCACAAGCCAGCACCAGUGUUGCGUCACAGGCAUCCGCAGCUCCAGGCCAUUCUAUGCAAUCCGCGAAGGGAGAUGGAUCGAAUGCAUCUGCAUCUACAUCCACAAAAUCCGAUGACAUAAAGCAGGUACGCAAGUCCCGGAGCUGGUAUGGUUCUUGGCCACGAGUGCCUAAGUCGUCUGCUUCGACCCAAGUCUCACAUCAGAAUAUCAUGGGCGGAACUCUACGCCCCCGUGCAUCUCCCGACUUCAGCCGUUUUGAGUCUAAGAAGGACAAUGAUAACAGCGAGUCCGAUAGCCAAUCCAUCAGAACCCUGCCUAAGAUCUCCGAAAUAGGCACGCAAUCCAAACAAGAUGAUACCAAAUCCGUGAAACCACAGGAAACAAACGACGUUGGUAGUUCUGAUGUGAAUAGUGCAAACGAUGCUCCAAAAGAUCUACCAAAAGACCAAGAGGGUCCGGACGCGACUACAAACAGCAGCAUUAGUAAACCCCCGGUAGAACCAACGCAACAACCUCUGAACUCUUCUGGCUGGCUGGGAGGAUGGUUUAGUAGGCCAUCAGUUUCGGAGGUAACUACAUCGAAGGAUGAUAACAUGGAUGUCGAUCUGCCUAAAGAAUCUGAAAGUGUAGGGCCCGAAAGUGCGCAGGUUAAUAACACUCCUCAACAGCCCUCCGAGCCUAGCCAAGGGUCUGUUGAACCGCCUCAACCCGCUAAACCUACAAGUUCAUGGUUUGGAUAUUGGUAUUCGACGACGCCUACGCUACCAAAGGAUCCUGCACAAACGACAACAGAAACUGGUCCGGCUCAGAAGUCUACCUCGGAGGAGACACCGGAUGUGGUGAUGGAAGAUGCUUCGCCUUCAAAACCGACGGAACCAAGUCAGCCACUUACUAGUUCAACAUGGGCUUUUUGGUCAAGGGAUACCAGCCAGAAGAAUGACACGAAAAAGGCAGCUGCGCCGGAGGCUGGCGAGUUGGCUGUCAUCGGUGAUGGCUCAGAAGCGAACCCACGACAGUCGACUAGUCUUGAGGUUAACGGAAAUGCUAUGCCUGCGAAGGAACCUUCGAUUAAGGGAUCGAAGGUUCCAAAAGAAGCACCGCUUCGGGUAGAGUCGAUCAGGAGAAGCAAGAGGGGACGACCUCAAUCUUUGGAUAUCGAUGAGUCGUUAUCAAGGCCAGGCACGCCUCAGUCAGACAUCUCUACGAAGACUGCUCCAGCAAAACCGGUUACGCCAAGUUCAAGCAAGUCCUCUACACAGAAUUUGCUUUUACCGUCUUUCCGUAAUACAUAUCAUAUGAAGAAUAACCCCUCAAUCAUCAAGCAAAUUACACAAUUACUACUGCGGACACAGCAACCCCCUGCGAACCAUGUAUUCCUUGUCAAAGAGCCGCCAAAAAUCAAGAAAGCUGUCGCUAUUGGUAUACAUGGUCUUUUUCCUGCUUCGUUCCUUCGGCCAAUGAUUGGGCAGCCGACAGGCACCUCGAUUCGAUUUGCAAACCAUUGUGCUGAGGCUAUACGGAGAUGGACAGACAGUCAUGGUUGCGGCGGGUGCGAGAUCGAAAAGAUCGCUCUGGAAGGAGAGGGCAAGAUCGCAGAAAGGGUCGACAACCUUUGGAAACUCCUUUUAAACUGGAUAGAACAUAUCCGCAGCGCCGAUCUUAUCGUUCUAGCCUGCCAUUCUCAAGGCGUCCCUGUUGGCCUGAUGCUUCUUGAAAAGCUGAUCGAUUUGGGCAUCAUAACUCGAUCUAAGAUUGGCGUAUGCGCUAUGGCCGGGGUUUCGCUUGGACCUUUCCCCGACUAUAAAUCCGGCAUGGGUAUGCUGAUGGGUUCUGCCGCCGAGCUAUGGCAGUUUGCCGAUCCCGAGAGCGAAAUAUCAAAAAGAUACCGGCAUGCCCUUGAGGCUGUUGUGUCUUAUGGUGCUCGUCUUACUUACAUUGGCAGUAUCGACGAUCAACUAGUUCCUAUGGAGUCAGCGAUCUAUACGCCUGCUUCACAUCCUUACAUUUAUCGCGCCGUGUUCAUAGAUGGGCGCAUUCAUGCCCCUGACUUCAUCGCUCAUCUGGUCGGGUUUGCUUUGAAAUUACGAAACCUAGGGAUAUCUGACCACGGGCUCAUUCGUGAGCUUUCAAUCCCACUUGCCGGCAGUCUCUACUCUGGAGAGGGUCAUUCAAGGCUUUACGACGACGAGCAAGUUUACGAUCUUGCGAUAUCUCAUGCCCUGGAGACAACUGACGUGCCUAGUGUACCUUGUCGGAUUCAGAAGCCAGAAAAGCUAGUGAAUCCCAACCCCUUUUUAUUACCUUGGAUUAUGCGUGGGUUGCUAGAAGAAGAAUUCGUCAAGACAGAACUAUACUCAGAGACGACCGAGUUGCUGAAGCAAUUUGAUGAUUGGUCGCCUAGUAACAAGGCGCUUAAAGACGUCAAAUAUAGACUAGAGGCGGUUCGGUCAAAACUUUAGCAUUUGUGAUGCUUAUUACUACUAAGUCGUUUAGAUGAGAACGGAGUGGGUAGUUUGCAUUUGCUUUUAGGAGUUGGGACCUGUCAUUGAAAGCAUGCGAGGAGUUACACGGUAUGGGUUUAUGUAAUACACGACGGGUAUCCUCCUGGGAAUUAAGAGGGAUUGGCCAGAAUGUAUAAUUAUGUGAGUUGGCGUACAGUUAUACGCUCACACAGCAAAGUUGAUUCUGCUUCUCUUGAGAAUUGACCGAGUUGACUUUUAUGAGGCUGAGGGGGGUCAAGCUGAAAUGAGAGAGCUUGUAACAUAUUGGGAUGGACAGCUCCACUGAUCGAAUCGAGGCGCGGAAACUGCGGGACGGGAGUAACCGAAGUUUGCUCAUUUUAUAUCAUACUGCUUCUUCAUAACGGUGUAAUCAAUAAAACUUAGAUACACAUGCUACCUACAUAGUACUAGAUUGUAAAACUGUUGAGUGUAGAAAUUUCGAGUUCGAGACUACCAGGGAAGGUACUUGUAAGGAUUUUAUGAAGCUUAAUUGUUUGGCAGUUACCAGGGUACUUCAAGGGUUCUAUCACUGCGCCUUCUAAAUGAGGGUCAGGGAGGUACCUAUCUAGGCAGCCAGGGCAGCUAGGGAGGGAAAGAG